AUGACCAACCCAUACGAUACAGCAAGUUCAAACGAUCAAGGUAUCUCCUUAGAUGAUAAAACAAGUGUUUCCACUGGUGAUGUUGUCACAAGGAGUUGUAUAAUCGCUGGUGAUGGUAACGAAUUUGUGGUUCUUGGUAAUCAUAAAUUCUAUAGACAUGAAUUAUUGACUGCAAUGGCCACUGCCAAUCAAGUAUCAACUGAGAGUGAGCACAAAUAUGGUAAUGCCGCAAUGUUAGGUGUAUUCAGUACUUCCUUCAAUAUCAUGAUUUUAGGUCUUUAUUUUGCUACCGGAACUGCUAUCACCAACGCUAUGGUUGGUGGAUUCUUCUUUAUUGGGGGGUUAUUACAAUUUUUGUCAGGUGCUUGGUGUUUCGUCUCAAGAGACACUUUCGGAUACACAGUUUUUUGUAGUUAUGGUGCCUUUUGGAUGAGUUUUGGGGCUAUUUUCACUCCAGGUUUUGGAAUUCUUGAAGCUUAUGCUGAUGAUCUAGAAAUGAUGAAUCAAGCAAUUGGUCUUAUGUCAGUCGGAUGGGUCAUUGUUACUACUAUGUUCUUGCUUCUUGUGUUAAAAACAACUUGGCUGUUCUUUUGGUGUAUUCUUUCUUUAGAUGUUACCAUUGCUCUCCUUGCAACUGGAUUCUUAACUGGAAAUCAAAAUAUAAUCAAAGCCGGUGGUAUCAUGGGUGUUAUUAAUUCUUUCUCGGGUUGGAUUGAAUGUUAUGGAGCUAUGGCAAACAAACAUAACUCAUACUUCCAAAUCCCAGCUUUCCCAAUACCUACAUUUGGGAGGCAAAAACAGCAUUGA
Molecule: messenger RNA, 807 nt
Organism: Hemisphaericaspora subhashii
Lineage: Eukaryota; Fungi; Ascomycota; Pichiomycetes; Serinales; Debaryomycetaceae
Product: acetate uptake transporter family protein
Exons: 1
Coding region: 1-807 (268 amino acids)
Cellular component (GO): plasma membrane
Molecular function (GO): acetate transmembrane transporter activity
Source: RefSeq, a predicted model, not a curated record